This is a messenger RNA of Epinephelus lanceolatus (giant grouper), 5063 nucleotides long. RefSeq names its product oxysterol binding protein (gene osbp). Gene Ontology annotation, cellular component: perinuclear endoplasmic reticulum; cytosol; plasma membrane. Gene Ontology annotation, molecular function: sterol binding. The record is from RefSeq and is a predicted model, not a curated record. NCBI's taxonomy places the organism in Eukaryota, Metazoa, Chordata, Actinopteri, Perciformes, Serranidae.
CGAAGAAGAAGAACCUGUAGCAGAGUAGCUGUCCUCCAUCCAUGAAAGUAGUUAGCAAAGCUAACACCAGCGAGCUAACGUCGCCUCAACCAACACGACAUGCACACCUAUAACAGCUAAAGGCUUGCACGCUAUAACUUCACCCAGUGAAACCACAGGUUGACGUGAUGUCAGAGCCUAAGCCCCCCACUCCAACCCCUGGAGACACGUACAAGGGUUGGCUCUUCAAAUGGACUAACUACAUUAAGGGUUACCAGAGACGCUGGUUUGUUCUGAGUAAUGGACUCUUGUCUUACUACAGGACCCAGGCAGAGAUGGGUCACACAUGCCGAGGCACCAUCAACUUGGCCACAGCCAAUAUUGCUGUGGAGGACUCGUGCAAUUUUGUCAUUUCCAAUGGAGGGGCGCAGACCUACCAUUUGAAGGCCAGCUCGGAAGUAGAGCGCCAGCGAUGGAUCACUGCUCUGGAGCUCGCCAAGGCAAAGGCUGUCCGCAUGCAGGCUGAAUCUGAUGACUCGGGGGACGAAUGUCCUGCGGUGCCCCCCACCUCAGGACAGGGUGGAAGUUGCCGUAACUCAGAAGUCCAGUCCACAUUACGCACACUCAGCAGCAAGGUGGAGGACCUCAACACCUGUAAUGAUCUUAUUGUCAAGCAUGGUUCUGCCCUCCAAAGGUCCUUGUCAGAACUGGAGGGGCUUCGUGUGGGAGGGGACAUGGGGGAAAAGAUGAGACAAGUUACCGAAAGAGCCACACUGUUCAGAAUCACCUCUAAUGCUAUGAUUAAUGCAUGUAGAGACUUCCUCUCCCUGGCCCAGAGCCACAGUAAGCGCUGGCAGAAGGCCUUACAGGUUGAAAGAGACCAGAGGAUACGGCUGGAGGAGACUCUGGAGCAGCUGGCCAAACAGCACAAUCACUUGGAAAGAGCUUUCAGAGGAGCUACGGUCCUCCCCCCGUCAUUCAGCAAUCCUGCCUUAGGUAACAAAGGUGGUGGUUCAGGAAAAGGUGACGCCAGUGACGAGGAUGAUGACAAUGAGUUCUUUGAUGCUAUGGAAGACCCAGCAGAGUUUAUUACUGUCCCUGCUGACCCCAAAUAUCACAGGAGAUCUGGCAGCAACGUCAGUGGGAUCAGCAGUGAGACUGGAAUGGACGAUCAGUCGGUAAAUUUUGAUGAACUGUCUUUGGCAUCCAAUCCAGAGUCUCCACAGCCUCUUGAGCUAGAGCCAGUCAGACAAAGACGGACUCGUAUCCCCGACAAGCCCAACUAUUACCUCAAUCUGUGGAGCAUUAUGAAGAACUGUAUUGGAAAGGAGCUCUCAAAGAUACCAAUGCCUGUGAAUUUCAACGAGCCCCUCUCAAUGCUGCAACGUCUGUCUGAAGACCUGGAGUACUACGAGCUGCUGGAUAAGGCUGCUAAAUGUCAGAGCUCUCUGGAGCAGAUGUGUUAUGUGGCUGCUUUCACAGUCUCUUCCUACUCCACCACUGUCCACCGUACAGGGAAACCCUUCAAUCCCCUGCUGGGAGAAACCUUUGAGCUUGAUCGGCUAAACGAAUGUGGCUACCGCUCCCUCUGUGAACAGGUGAGUCACCACCCGCCUGCUGCUGCUCACCACGCCAUGUCUGAGAAAGGCUGGACCCUCAGACAAGAAAUUACUCUGGCAAGCAAGUUUAGAGGAAAAUAUCUCUCCAUCAUGCCUUUAGGUUCUAUCCAGUGUUUAUUUGACAAGAGCAACAAUCACUACUCUUGGAAGAAAGUGACUACAACAGUACACAACAUCAUCGUUGGAAAAUUAUGGAUUGACCAGUCAGGGGAGAUAGAUGUGGUGAACCACAAGACAGGAGAUCGCUGCCACCUCAAGUUUGCUCCCUACAGCUACUUCUCCAGAGAUGUACCAAGAAAGGUAACAGGAGUAGUAACAGAUAAGGACGGGAAGGCCCAUUAUGUGCUGUCAGGAACCUGGGAUGAGAAGAUGGAGUUUUCUCGGGUGAUGCAGAGCAGUAAAGGCGAGAACGGCACUGAAGGCAAACAGAGGACUGUCUAUCAGACACUCAAAGCCAAAGAAAUCUGGAGAAAGAACCCCUUACCGGAGGGAGCAGAAAACAUGUACUUCUUCUCCUCACUGGCCUUGACACUCAAUGAACCUGAAGAGGGAGUGGCGCCAACGGACAGUCGGCGACGCCCUGACCAGAGGUUAAUGGAGGACGGCCGUUGGGAUGAGGCCAAUGCGGAGAAGCAGAGGAUAGAAGAGAAACAGCGCUCUGUCCGCCGAGAGAGGGAGAGGGAGGCUGUUAAAGCAGCCAGCUCACCUGAGGAAGCUGUCUGCGAGGAUUCAGUCAAUGAUUCAGCCUUGAAAACUGAUGUCGUGGAGACUGGCACAGAAGCAAAUGAGGUUUCUGAUGAAAGUGCCCAUCCAGACAACUACCAAGCACUGUGGUUUGAGAAGUUUGACGACCCCGUUUCCGGAGAGACCUUGCACAUCUACAAGGGCGGUUACUGGGAGGCGAAAGACCAAGGCAGCUGGGACAUGUGCCCUGACAUCUUCUAACCCCCCCACCGAGUCAGUCUGUCUUCCUCUGUGGUGUACCAACCUCACAUCAGCUAAAGGGGGGAAUCAAGCCUGACAUCGACCUGUCUGCAGUGUCCGUAGCUUCAACUGAUCACCUUACUCGACUCCCCUUUUGCAGCAGUAAUUUGCUCAGGGUAAUGGGCAUCUGGACCUCACCCUUCAAAGUAGAUGCAAUGCUCAUUGCAGCUGAUUAGUGUUCAGAAUCCCCUCUCACUGCCUCUCAGACACUGAUGUUUGUCUUUGUCCACUACCUGUCCUCAGUCCAGGGUUCUUUGGUACAGCCUAUGAGUUGCAUUUGGCAGCAGGUUUUUAUGGUGAUGUCACAAUGCAUUUACUUUAAAAGCACUACUAUCAGAAGCAGAUGACAUCUUACAAUAUACAAGAGUUGCUUAGAGAUCGAGAGCUACUACCUAACAUGUAGUCUAUGUGUUUGUUGUGUUGUGCACUCCUGAUUAUGACUACUUUUGCGAUGAGUUUAUUGCAGCUUCCCCAACAUGGCGCUACUAUGAGUCAAUCAUACCCAGAGUUUUAAAUAGUUCACACAGGAAAUAUUCAUUAUACCAGUUUCAGACCACACACAUGCAGAGAUGCAUGGCCUUCAGUGGCUCUGACAGAAAAGAUAAAUGCUGUUUUUUAAAAUAAGUAAUUAAUGGCGUAUUUCAGUUAUUAUCUUUGGGCUGGUAUAAAUUAAAAAGUAUCACCAACACCAAGACAUGAUGCAGAGUUUGCCUUUACAUUUAUAGUAAUUUGUGGUGCUACUUCAUUCCCUUAAAUGAACUCCAGAUGUAUACUAUAUCUACACAUUAGCCUUUUUUUUAGUUUUUGUACUCCACUAGUCCAUUUCACAAUCUUUGUGUGAUUUUUUUAUUUUUUCCUGAUAUCCCCCAACUCUGCAUAAGAUACAAUUGAGCAGCAUGAAAACACUCCAUAGUUUAGCUGCUCCUCAGAUUUUGGCCCGGUCGUGUGGUUUGGCCAUCUUAACAAAUAACUGCAGUCUUCUUCUUCACAUAUAUUUACCUUUUUUUCACUAUAUAAGAAUUAAAUGUAAUUUUUCUAUUCUUUUUUGUAUUGCGGAAAAAUUACAUUUCUAUGUGUAGUACAUUUAGUUUAAUAGAAAAUAUGUUCUUUAGUUAAUAUGAUACCACAUUGAAAACCAUGAGUUGAAAAGGUAAUGUCAAAUUCGUAUAAGCACCAAUGAAAAUAUGAUGUAUAGAAAUACUAAUGGCACUGGGGACGAAAACAUUUAGAAACUGCCUUUUUUUCCCAUAACCUUUUCCCUUCAGCAGUUCAAAGUAACUUAAGACCAAAUCCACCUAUUUUGAGUAAGUUGGUACCAUUCUGUAGUCGUCAUUACAACAGAAGUUUUUCCAUUUUUACAAAGUAAAUCUUAUAACUUUGUUCCUUAGACCCACAGAAACCCUGUAAAAAUAUGUUUUGUGGGACACCAUGACCCUGACCUACGAGGCAAUGUCAAGCUCCCCCGACAUAAAAGGGGGGCAGAGGAUGCGUUUUUUUUUUCAAUUUCUAAAGGGGGCAUGCUCAAACUAAAACAGAAUGUUAAGUUGCUAUUAAAAGAGUGUAGCUGUUGACCAGGUUAUUGAGAGCAAGAGCCUCAUUAGAUUGAUCAUAGUGUAUGAGAUUGAGACUAAUCCUUCCGUUAAAGAUACAACUCUAUUUUGAUUCUUCACUCGAGCACACAAAUUGCAGUAUUUUCAUAUAUUAAGUUUGUGCCCUCUUUAAAACAAUGUGUAUCCACCAUUUAAACUCUGCUUUCAAAGUAAAUGUUGAGGCUUUCGAACAGUUGAGAUUAAUUGUAAGUGCAGCGGAGCUGCGUGCUGAUUUCUGCUGGCUCAAUGAUUCGUGAGGCAAGUGUGUUUUGUCUUCCUGGUUUCCUUCAAAACUUCUUGAUCAUAGCUUUAAUCUUGACGUAGGAUAGUUUAGUUGUCGUGUGUUGUGAGUGUAGUUUUUUAACAGACAGCAAUAAGAGUGCCUCAGUGUGUAUACAUGUGGCACAACAUGAAAUGUGUGAACGCUGCAAAAAAAUUCUGUCAUUGUGUUUGUCGUUCUCUGUCAUACGAGUGAAAGGACUGUGUGGCUGGUGGAAAAUCGAAAAUUCAUUUUAUAUUCAAGUGUACUUAAAAGGAGAACACUGAAAAUGAAUCGCAAAACAACAUUGCAAAUAUUUCUGUGUAAAUAUAUUAAAGUAAUUGUAAUAUUAACUGGUAUUGAUAGAGAAUCUAAUGGCAGUUAUGCACUUUUGUUUUCUUUUACGUCAUUGUUUACUCAAAACUGGAUGCAUUUUGUCUAAGCUCAGUGUACACUGAGUCACCCUCGACCGGCCAGGCUGGCUUUAUUUUAAAUGACAUUAAUUUGUUUUAGUCUGAACCAUCUCUUACUGUGAUUUACUGUUGUUUUCAUACAUCAUUUAAACACAUGAUGAAGAGCGUGUGUGUUUUAAAUUACAUAUUUCUGUCUGUCUUGUCUUUUUCAACAUAUAUA